Molecule: messenger RNA, 6253 nt
Organism: Bursaphelenchus okinawaensis
Lineage: Eukaryota; Metazoa; Nematoda; Chromadorea; Rhabditida; Aphelenchoididae
Source: the annotation of a GenBank genome assembly
AUGGCCACAACAAUCCCGGGAAGUUUGGUCAACAAGACCAAGAAGCAUUUUAUGGGAAUGCCGGCACCAGCUGGGUAUGUUGCUGGUAUUGGUCGUGGUGCCACCGGUUUCACAACAAGAUCUGAUAUUGGGCCGGCGAAAGAUGCGGGGGAAAGUUUGCCAGAUGCUCCGACCGGUCCACCAGCUAAAAAGGCAAAAGAAGCGGACGAUGAGCCUGAGGAUCUUAACGAUGCCAACUACGACGAUGUAAGUUAAUAUUCUUGUUUUUGUGGUAAUUUUAGGUAAGUUAUGCUGUCAAUUGGUAUUGAAACGUAGAGAAGGAAAUGGAGAAACUAAUGAAACUUAAAGUUUUGUGUUUAGUGUACAUUAACGUUAUCAUUUUUCAGUUCGAAGGCUAUGGAGGCAGCUUGUUUUCUAAAGAUCCGUAUGACAAAGAAGACGAAGAAGCCGAUCUAGUAUAUUAUCAGGUAGAUCAGCGUCAAGAUGAACGUAGAAAGAGUUAUAGGGAGAAGAAGUUGAAAGAAACCAUCGAAAGUUAUCGAAAAGAACGGCCAAAGAUUCAACAACAGUUCAGUGAUCUCAAAAGACAGUUGGCUGAUCUAACUGAAGAAGAUUGGGCAGCUCUUAACGAAGUUGGAGAUUCAAGGAACAAGGCUAAACGUAAUCCAAGAGCUGAUAAGUAUGUUAUUCUAGAUAUUUUAAGUAGUAUUCGUAAUAUAUUGGUUGCUUUUUAAAUCUAAGUAACCAUGGAUAAUAUAAUUUGUUUAAAACUGUAAAUUAUGUUCAAAUGACGAUAAAUUUGUUGGUGAGCGCAAUAUAACUCUUUACGUUAUAAAUAUAAAAAGCUACAGUAAAAGUGGUGUAGUUUUAUGAAGAAAAGCCGAAAAAAUGGUUAUCAAGCGCAUGGAUAUUAUACAAAUGUUAAUAUUAUUCAGCUUAAUUGAUAUCUACAUAAAAUAAGUUUAUGGCUUUAGCGCAAUGACCCUUGACAACGAAGUUUUCAAUCUGAUGAACUUAAAUUACAAAUUAUAAAUGUUUUAUAUUAUUCAUGAAGGGUUGGUUAAGGAAACUUAUCUCAAUAUCGAGCAUUUUGAUUUGAUGGUUAUGUACAGUGUUUUGCCCGGACCGGUCCGGAGCGUUUUUCAACGGUCCGGUCUAAACUUCAAAUUUUUGGGUCCGGUCCGGUCUGCAAAAAUUUUUUUUUUAUUUUUAAAAAAUGCAAAGAGCGCUAAAACUGCUUUCUCUACGUUUAAAAACACUUAAAAAUAUGUUUUCUUUGCAAUUUUUAAAGCAGUUUUAAUAAAAUAAAAAAAAAUUUUUCUUCCGGACCGGUCCGGAGCUUUUUCUUCGGUCUGGGUCCGCAGGUUUUUGGGUCCGGUCCGGUCCGCAAAAAAUUUUGUUUCGGUCCGGACCGGACCCGUCCGCGGACCGGACCGGUCCGGCAAAACACUGGUUAUGUAUUAAAAUUUUAAAUGAAAAACGAGUUUAGAAGAUUAAUAUGUGUUAUAUUUUUAGAUACACAGCUAUUUCGGAUUCUCUGAUAGCAAGUGCGAUGAGUUUUGGUCAAAUCAGUUCAGUUUUGGAUGCGGAUGUUCAGUCCGGACUAGCUACAUCGAUUUCUGGAUUUCAAACGAGUAUUGGAGGUAUGCAAACAUCUGGUAUAGCUACUGGCACAAAAACAUCUUCGGACUUGGAUCUACAAAGGAUUGGUCAAGCCAGGAAGGGGAUUAUGGAUAUUAAGCUUAAGGGUGUAAGUAAUUUUUUAUUGUUAUGUUUUGAUUUUAGGUAUUUAAAGCUUCCUGAAGUAUUUAUAAAGUUUAUGGAGUACUUAUAAAGAUAAAAUGUUUAAGUUUAGGCUUUUAAAGGCAUCACAAAGGUUUAAAUUAUUAUAAUUUAUCCUUUUAGGUAUCAGAUUCAGUAUCAGGUCAAACAGUUGUCAAUCCUCAAUCUUACCUCACUGAUAUGCAGUCAAUCAACCCAGCAGGUGACUUCAAUAUUACUGAGGUUAAGAAAGCCAGAAGUUUGUACAAAUCAAUCCGAGAUUGUAACGCCAAUUAUGGUCCAGCUUGGAUUGCCUCGGCCAACCUAGAAGCGGCCGUCGGCAAAAUGCAAGCUGCCAGAAAUCUGAUAAUGGAAGGUUGUGAGAAGAAUCCAGAAUCCGAAGAGAUUUGGCUGACAGCUGUCAAGUUUCAUCCACCAGAUCAAGGCAAACUUAUUGUGGCCAACGCUGUCAGUCAUUUGCCAACCUCAGUACCUAUUUGGCUAGCUGCUGCUGGAUUGGAAACUGAACUGAAACAGAAAAAGCAUGUGCUAAGGAAGGGACUGAAGAAGGUGCCAAAGUCUGUGAAACUGUGGAAAGCAGCGAUUGACCUAGAGGAAGACGAAGAAGAGGCUAAGAAAUUAUUGACCAGAGCCGUGGAAUGUUGUAGUUCAAGUACUGAUCUGUGGUUGGCCUUGGCUAGGCUGGAAACUUAUGAAAACGCUAGAAUGGUGUUGAACAAAGCUAGGGAGAACAUUCCAACGGAUAGACAGAUUUGGAUAUCAGCCGCAAAGCUAGAAGAGACCAAAGGACAGGUGGAGAUGAUUGAAAAGUUGAUGGAAAGAGCGUUGAUCUCUUUGAGGGCGAAUCAGGUCGAAAUCACAAGGAAACAAUGGUUUGAAGAUGCGAUUGAUGCUGAGAAAAGUGGAUGUCCAUUGACUGCUGGGGCUAUUAUGUGAGUUCUUUGAUAUUAUUUUAGAUUUGUAGCUAUUAUUUUUGAUCUUUUACCUAUUACAAGGAUAUAAUUUUAGAUUUUUUGGAGCUUUUGCAUUAUAUUAACCUUCAUUUUUUCAGUGAUUUUAUAUUAUAUUAACCUUUAUCUUUUCAGAAAGCACGUUAUGGGAGUUGGAGUAGAAGAAGAAGAUCGCAAAACCACCUGGCUCGAAGAUGCAGAGUUCUUCACUCGUGAAAAAGCCUACGAAUGCGCUCGUGCCAUCUUUGGCUUUAUGUUAACAGAAUUUUCAGAAAAGAAGAGUGUAUGGCUAGAAGCCGUCAUAUUCGAAAAAGAACACGGUACCCCAGAAAACUACGAGGAAUUACUCAAAAAAGCGGUCGAUAAAUGCCCAAAAGCCGAAGUUUUAUGGUUACGGUACGCGAAAGCACGUUGGCAACAAGAGGAUGUUGUGGGAGCAAGAGCAAUAUUGUCGGAAGCCUUCCAGAAGAACCCGAAUUCAGAAGACAUCUGGAUGGCUGCUAUCAAAUUGGAGUCGGAAACCAAUAAUUACGAAGCGGCUAGAAAGCUGUUGACGAAAGCUAGAUCGAUGGCACCGUCACCUAGAUUCUGGCUGAAAUCAGCUAUGUUGGAGUGGUGUCUGGACGAUUUGAAGCAGACAGAAGAACUUAUUAAGGUAGAUAAUAUUUUUUGGUAUAAAAGAUUUUUGAUCAUAAAAAUAUUUUAGGUACAUUUUGGUGAAAAUUAGGUUACUUUUUAGGUAAUAAAUACAUUUUUAAUUGUUUUCACUACUUUUUUUAAAUUAUUUUUUGCCAUUUUUAAUGAAAAACACGAUAUAAACUAAUAUAAACUCCAUUUCAGGAAGGAAUUCAAAAGUACCCAGACUUUGACAAGUUCUACAUGAUGUUAGGCCAACUAUACGAACAACAACACCGCUUCGACGAAGCCAGAAAGGCAUUCACAACAGGUACAAGAAGAUGCCCCAACUCGGUCACCUGCUGGUUAUUACUCGUUCGUUUCGAAGAAAGCCAGAACGUCGCAGUUAAAGCACGUUCUGAUCUAGAUAUGGCAAGGUUAAAGAACCCAGGAAAUGAAUUACUGUGGAGAGAAGCCAUAAGAUUGGAAUACAGAGCUGGCAAAAAGGAUCUGGCAUUGAGUAUCUUGGCUAGAGCAUUGAAAGAUUGUGGAAGUUCUGGUGGGUUUUUGAGAAAUUUUAGUUUUUGGAAAAUGAUUAUUUUUUGGUUAAAAGGUAUUGUUAAGGGUAAUAUAGUGUGUAAUUCGGCUAAAUUUGAGGUUUUUAGAGGAAGCGUGGGACACGUUAUGACAAAAUCUUUGAAUAGAGCCAAAAAUUUGAUGAUGAAUCGAAAAACAUAUAUAUCUCUUUUCAGGUAUCCUUCACGCCGAAGCCAUAUCCCUCGCCACAAAACAUCAACGUCGUGCUGUAUCCGUCCAAGCUCUCGAAACCUGUCCAGAAUCACCCGAAGUCCUUCUGGAAGUCUUCAAAAUGAUGUGGGCCGAAAGAAAGAUCUCAAAAGCCAGAGAUUGGUUCAAAAAGGCCCUAAAAGUGGAUUCUGACUUUGGUGACAUCUGGGCAUACUACUACAAACUAGAAGCGAUUCAUGGCACUCCAGAACAACAAAACAAAAUCAUGGAGGAUUGUAAGCAUACAGAGCCUAGACAUGGCGAACGAUGGCAGAAAGUAUCGAAAGACAUUAAGAAUUGGCGAAUGAAAACCGAGGAUAUCCUGUUGACGGUGGCUAGUCAGUGUGAUAUACCACGGUAAAAGCAUGGAUUGAUUUUACUUUUUUGAAAAAUUUUUUGGCAUUUGGCUCUGAUUUUACCUAUUAGGUUGUUCACAUAAAUCUGUGCUUCCCUCAAUGCAAAUUUUCGAAGUUAUGGGGCACGGAAUUAUUUGAAAAACUUGACAAAAGUGGAUAUAUCAAAUUAUAUAGAUCGUUACUUAAAAAUUUAUUAAUUAAUGUUGUUGUUGCUAGAAAUUUGAUGCGAAUUGUAAUAUACUCUUAUGUCUUUUGAUCUGAUUGAACUCAUGUUUUAAUGUAAGUUGAAUAAAAUGUAAAAAAACUAUUUGUUUCGGAAGUUAUUGUUGAGUUAAAAUGGUUUUUAACCGUGAUACGUACUUUGCGUGGAGUUAUAAUGGCUUGGAACAGUCAAAAUAUUGUGUUCUUGGUUGAAUUUUGAAGGCUUUUGUGGCUAUGUUACUUUAUAUAAGAAAUAAUAUAUUACUUAUAUAAGAAAAAAUAUAUUACAUUACAGAUGAACGUGGCCAAGUUCCUAGGCCUUCAUAGGCUGCCAGUUCAAACGAUAAAGGCACGGUAUUGUGCGACAGCUGUAGCCGAAGCAGAAGCCGCACCAGCCGAAGAUAAAUGGGCCUAUAAUCACAUCGAACAUAAGAAAGGGUUGUACAAGCCGAAACACUCGGUAGAGGAGCAGAUUGCCUACAUGAAGAGUAAAGGUAAGUGAGCUUGGUUCUAGUGGAUUGAAGUUGGAUGUCAUUGCUUUUAAAAUUUUAUAAAUGCCUAUCACAAUAUAAGUCGUCGUUUUUAGUUUUCGAAAACACGUACAAAGGCUUACCCGUCCACAAGUGGUACCGAAGAAACAUAAAAGGUCAAGUGAUCAUGCAGCCACCGCCAAGAAUGUUUUGCAUCGAGAAGACGGGCAAAUUCAGAUUGAAUCAUGCUUGUCCAGUCUGCAGAGACGAAUACCUCUUCUUCGAUUAUAGAGUAGGUUCUCGGAGUUUUGGUUGUGUUUUAGGUGUAAAAUGGCAUUUAUAGGACGAAAGAGUUUCUCCUAGGGCAAAAUGGCUGGUUGAUUAUGCCAAAGUUUGGGUUGUCACUGUGUGGAAUUAAGGAAAGCAUCCUUAAUAUAGCUAAUAUGUAUCGUAUUUUAACAUAUUAAGUUGUUCAAAUAAUUCUUUGUCUUCUAAUCCCGAACAUUUGCUUUGAACCAGAUCAUAGGACGCCCGAAGGGCGUCCGUUGAUCUAGUUUGCUUUGAAUGAGAGCACAGAAUUACUUGAACAACCUAAUGGCCAUGUUAGAUUGUGGAAGAAAUGUUGUAUAUAUCAAGUAUGAUAGAUUGUGGAAUAAAUAUGUUUUUAGAAUCCAGCCUUGAUUCAACAGUUUUUGGCCGACGGAACCGAUCAGCCGAUUGAGCUGCUUCAAACUGGCUUAUGCCGAGAUCAAUAUGGCCAGUUGAAGGCACAACUUCUAAAGGCUAGAGAAUAUGGUGAGAAAUAUAAUUUUUCAAAUCAAAAAUUUAAAUCUUCCCUUCAGGCACAAUCGAAUUCGGUAUUGAAUUCCGCGUCUUUGACUACAAACAAUGGUACGACGACUGGCAAGACGACCAAGCCUUGAACGCCUUCCACGAACACAACCCGGAGAUCCCAUUGACCAGAAAAUCGACUAAACUGGAGCACAUCUUCCAGGACGAACAGGUCCUCUUCCCCACCCACAACCGGGCACAGUACCGCGACUGGGACGAGUGGUGGAAACGUCACGAUAAGUUUGUCAAGAAGGCCAAGUAA